This is a messenger RNA of Pyrgilauda ruficollis (rufous-necked snowfinch), 6325 nucleotides long. It is a transcript of the gene NRCAM, whose product is annotated as neuronal cell adhesion molecule. Lineage: Eukaryota; Metazoa; Chordata; Aves; Passeriformes; Passeridae. Gene Ontology annotation, biological process: cell-cell adhesion; brain development. The record is from RefSeq and is a predicted model, not a curated record. Bases 303 to 4166 code for a protein of 1287 amino acids. The transcript is spliced from 32 exons. Gene Ontology annotation, molecular function: cell-cell adhesion mediator activity.
CUCUUCUCGCCGGGCUGCCGAGCGGGCAGCAGCAGGAGCGGCAGGAGCAAGAGUGCGAGUACCCCCCGGACCCUCUUCUCCCCGGGCAGAGAGGGGCCGCACCUUCCCGCAAGGCAGUAACAUAAACACCUGUCAUACAAGAGUUAAGAACAGGAGGAAAAGCAAAGAGAGAGACCAACUUCCUUAGAAGUUAUUUGUUCAAAGGUUUCUUGUCUAUACCUACAUAACUACUGCAAGCUAUCUAGUCUUACGAAGUUGAACUUCAUUCUUCAAGUGUGAUUUACUCAGUACAGCCCAAAAUCAUGAUGAAAAAGAUGAGCAUACCUACAAGCAAAACUUCGCUGGUCCUCUUUCUGUGCCAAAUUAUUUCUGCACUGGAUGUACCUCUUGACUCAAAACUUCUAGAAGAAUUGUCACAACCUCCUACGAUAACUCAGCAAUCUCCAAAAGAUUACAUUGUUGACCCUCGAGAGAAUAUUGUAAUACAGUGUGAAGCCAAAGGAAAGCCACCUCCUAGCUUCUCCUGGACACGGAAUGGAACUCAUUUUGAUAUAGAUAAAGAUGCACAGGUAACAAUGAAACCAAAUUCAGGGACUCUUGUCAUAAAUAUUAUGAAUGGUGGGAAAGCAGAAGCAUAUGAGGGAGUUUACCAAUGUACAGCAAGGAAUGAACGAGGAGCAGCCAUUUCCAACAAUAUCGUUAUAAGGCCUUCUAGAUCGCCUUUGUGGACAAAAGAAAAGCUGGAACCAAAUCAUGUUCGCGAAGGUGAUUCACUAGUACUGCACUGCAGACCUCCUGUUGGCUUGCCACCACCUAUCAUAUUUUGGAUGGAUAAUGCUUUCCAAAGGCUGCCUCAAAGUGAAAGAGUUUCCCAAGGUCUAAAUGGAGAUCUUUAUUUUUCUAAUGUACAACCAGAAGACACCCGGGAGGACUAUAUCUGCUACGCAAGAUUUAAUCACACGCAAACUAUACAGCAGAAACAACCCAUAUCUGUGAAGGUCUUUUCAACAAAGCCAGUUACAGAAAGGCAGCCAGUUCUUCUAACACCAACAGGUAGCACAAGUACCAAAGUGGAACUCAGAGGAAAUGUGCUUUUGUUGGAGUGCAUCGCAGCAGGAUUACCCACACCAGUAAUCCGCUGGAUCAAGGAGGGUGGGGAACUGCCAGCCAACAGAACAUUUUUUGAAAACUUUAAGAAAACUCUCAAGAUUAUAGAUGUUUCAGAAGCUGACUCUGGGAACUACAAAUGUAUAGCAAGAAAUACUUUAGGUUCAGUUCAUCAUGUCAUUUCAGUAACUGUGAAAGCUGCUCCAUACUGGAUAACAGCACCCAGAAACUUGGUUUUGUCUCCUGGAGAAGAUGGAACAUUGAUCUGCAGAGCUAAUGGCAACCCAAAGCCUAGUAUAAGCUGGUUAGCAAAUGGUGUUCCCAUAGCAAUUGCUCCAGAAGAUCCUAGCAGAAAGGUGGACGGUGACACCAUUAUUUUCUCACACGUGCAAGAAAGGUCAAGUGCUGUCUAUCAGUGCAAUGCUUCUAAUGAAUAUGGAUACUUGCUAGCAAAUGCGUUUGUGAAUGUUCUGGCUGAGCCACCAAGAAUUCUAACUCCUGCUAAUAAACUGUAUCAAGUCAUUGCAGACAGUCCCGCAUUGCUAGACUGUGCUUAUUUUGGGUCACCUAAGCCUGAAAUUGAAUGGUUUAAGGGAGUGAAAGGUAGCAUCUUGCGUGGAAAUGAGUAUGUUUUCCAUGAUAACGGAACCUUGGAAAUUCCAGUGGCUCAGAAGAAUAGCGCUGGUACAUACACAUGUGUAGCAAGGAAUGAAUUAGGAAAGAUACAAAAUGAGGUGCAGUUGGAAAUUAAAGAUCCAACGAUGAUCAUUAAACAGCCAGAAUACAAAGUGAUUCAGAGAUAUGGCCAGGUUUCUUUUGAGUGUAUAAUAAAACAUGAUUCUACCUUACUACCAACAGUUACAUGGUUGAAGGACAAUGAUGAACUGCCAGAUGAUGAAAGGUUUCUAGUUGGUAAAGACAACUUGACCAUUAUGAAUGUAACUGAUAAAGAUGAUGGAACAUACACUUGCAUAGUUAAUACUACUCUGGACAGCGUUUCAGCAAGUGCUGUGCUUACUGUUGUUGCUGCUCCCCCAACACCAGCUAUCAUUUACGCUCGGCCAAAUCCACCCUUUGACUUGGAAUUGACAGGUCAGCUAGAAAGAAGCAUUGAUCUCUCAUGGAUACCAGGGGAUGAAAACAACAGUCCCAUUACAAGCUUUGUGAUUGAGUACGAAGACGCGCUGCACGAACCAGGAGUGUGGCAUUACCAGACGGAAGUCCCUGGCACUCAGACAACGGUGCAGCUGAAGUUGUCGCCCUAUGUCAACUACUCCUUCCGUGUGAUAGCUGUCAAUAAGAUUGGCAGAAGCCAGCCCAGUGAGCCAUCUGAGCAGUACCUGACAAAAUCUGCAAGCCCUGAUGAAAAUCCUGCUAAUGUACAGGGGAUAGGCUCAGAACCUGAUAAUUUGGUAAUAACAUGGGAGCCUUUAAAAGGUUUUCAGUCUAAUGGACCAGGGCUUCAGUACAAAGUCAGCUGGCGCCAGAAAGAUGUUGAUGAUGAAUGGACAUCUGUUAUAGUUGCAAAUGUAUCUAAAUAUAUUGUGUCUGGUACACCAACUUUUGUUCCAUAUGAAGUUAAAGUACAAGCUUUAAAUGACUUGGGGUAUGCACCAGAGCCAUCAGAGGUGAUUGGACAUUCAGGGGAAGACUUGCCAAUGGUUGCUCCAGGCAAUGUGCAGGUUCAUGUUAUUAACAGCACAUUAGCAAAGGUCCAUUGGGACCCAGUUCCACUGAAAACUGUCCGAGGACACCUUCAAGGGUACAAAGUUUACUACUGGAAAGUGCAGAGUCUGUCCAGAAGGAGUAGACGACAUGUAGAAAAAAAGAUCUUGACUUUCAGGGGAAACAAGACUUUUGGAAUGUUACCAGGGCUGGAGCCCUAUAGUUCUUAUAAGCUGAAUGUUAGAGUUGUUAAUGGUAAAGGAGAAGGACCAGCAAGCCCAGACAAAGCAUUUAAGACCCCUGAAGGAGUUCCUAGUUCACCUUCCUUUCUGAAGAUUACUAACCCAACACUGGACUCUCUGACUCUGGAGUGGGGCUCACCCACCCAUCCAAAUGGUGUUUUGACAUCAUAUACACUGAAGUUUCAGCCAAUCAACAACACACAUGAAUUGGGUCCCUUGGUAGAGAUAAGAAUUCCUGCCAAUGAGAGCAGCUUGAUAUUAAAAAAUUUAAAUUACAGCACCCGGUACAAGUUUUACUUUAACGCACAAACUUCAGUUGGAUCAGGAAGUCAGAUAACUGAGGAAGCAGUAACAAUUAUGGAUGAAGCUGGUAUUCUCCGUCCUGCUGUAGGUGCAGGCAAAGUUCAACCACUUUAUCCAAGGAUCAGAAAUGUUACAACAGCUGCUGCUGAGACCUAUGCCAAUAUCAGUUGGGAGUAUGAGGGACCAGAUCAUGCGAACUUUUAUGUUGAAUAUGGUGUAGCAGGCAGCAAAGAAGAUUGGAAAAAAGAAAUUGUAAAUGGUUCUCGAAGCUUCUUUGUCUUAAAGGGUUUAACACCAGGAACAGCAUAUAAAGUCCGGGUUGGUGCUGAGGGCCUGUCUGGUUUUAGGAGUGCAGAGGAUGUGUUUGAGACAGGUCCAGGUGAGGCGCACUGUACCAUACGGCAGGUAGACAUCGCUACUCAAGGAUGGUUCAUUGGUCUUAUGUGUGCUGUUGCUCUUCUGAUCUUGAUUUUACUGAUUGUGUGCUUCAUAAGGAGGAAUAAGGGUGGCAAGUAUCCAGUGAAGGAAAAGGAGGAUGCACAUGCUGAUCCAGAAAUACAACCGAUGAAGGAAGAUGAUGGAACGUUUGGUGAAUACAGGUCUCUUGAAAGCGAUGCAGAGGACCAUAAACCUCUAAAAAAAGGAAGCCGGACACCUUCAGACAGAACUGUGAAAAAAGAAGACAGUGAUGAUAGUUUAGUUGACUAUGGAGAAGGUGUAAAUGGUCAGUUCAAUGAGGAUGGCUCCUUUAUUGGACAAUAUAGUGGUAAAAAAGAGAAAGAACCUGCAGAAGGAAAUGAAAGCUCUGAGGCUCCUUCUCCUGUAAAUGCCAUGAAUUCAUUUGUGUAACCACAGAACUUGAUCCCCUUGUAUCUCCAGUUUGCUUAAAGCACUUGUACAUCCUCCUUCUCAUACUAUGAGCACGCAAGUAAUGGAGCUCCUCACCAUCAGAUGUUAAUGCUAUGAGAAUAUGCAGGUUAACACCAGUACACAGCAUAAUGACACAGUAAGUGGUAUGUUACUAUGAAUCAAAAUAGAAAAUUCAAAUUUUGUUCAAAACUUGGGUAUUUAUACUUUUUUUUAAAGGAACUGACACAAACGGUAACAUCAGCUUGUAAUUUUGUUUCCUGUUGAAAAUACAGUAUAAUGCAUGGAAAAAAAACCCCCUACACAACUCACAGGUAAUCUUGUGUACACUAUAAAGACAUGGUUUGACAAUUUGUUAUGCAGUCCUCAGCUGAAUCCCUGGAUAUGAAUUCCGUUCUCAAUGUCAGAGUGUUAUAGUAGUAUUAUAUAGAACUUCAAUGUCUUUGUGGACAUUGUUGUGAAAUUGGUGACUUAAUGUCUAGCUAUCAUGUCUUUUUGCAAGACAGUUAGGAACAGUAUGUACAGUAUAUAAAUGCUAAAUGAUUUAAGUAUGACACUUGCAUUUGCUGAUGCUUAAUGAGACCCUAUUAUCUGCUCUUUGCUCCUAUUACUUUAUAGCCUUUUUAAUCUAUCAAGUAUUACAGCAGUACAGUGUUCUAUUUUUACAUCAAAACAUAUUGAAUUGAUUUUAGGGCAUAAAAGAUAUGCAUUGCAAUGCAUUUUGGAAUUUGUACAGUCACUGAAAGAAAAACUUUAAAAAUUAAGGAAAAUAUUCCAGAAAACACAGGGCAACGUACAUUCAGUGCCUUCAUACAAUAUGCAUUCCGUAAUGUGCUGUACUACUAAAUCAGUUGGUGCAGUAAACUGUGAUUAGCAGACUGUCAUUGCCAAAUAAAGGAAAAAUGUGAAGAAAAAGAAGUGUUAUGAAACUGUUGUGCUAAAAGUGGAAAGUUUAAAAUAUUUUAAAUUACAUAAAGAAGAGUAUGAUUUUUUUCCCUUUAAAAAAAGCUUCAUACGCAGUUACAGCACAACAUGUUUUCAUGGCCUUAGAAUACUUAAAAAUGAAAACAAACAAACAAAAAAAAAUCCCAAAACACAACCAGAGUUAAAUUAUUUACUAACACAGCAAGGUGUAAGCUCUUGUAAAAUAAAUCAUUAAAAACCAAACCAGCUGACUCCAUCGGUGAGAGCGCAUUUCUCUCUGUGUUCCAGCCUGAUCAGUGUGGCAGCUUUGUAAUUAUCUCCAGCCUGAAGCAGUGUGGGGGUUACCACUAAGAACCACAGCAUUCCAUCUGACAAGUGCUAAUACGGUUUUUUGGUAAAGGAUUACCCUUAUCGGUUACAAAAUUAUUUUCUCGCAUACUAAAUCAAAUGUUUACCUCCAAAUAUAAAUUCUUAUAACAACCUAUGGUUGAAGGAAUGCUCAGUUUCAUUUGCCAAUAAAUUGGUUUUUCAUAACUUGCAUCAAGUUUAAUUUUAAGUAAGCUUUUUAUAUGUAGAUAUUUUGUUGAAUUUGUAAAUACACUUAAAGCGUAGAUGCUAUAUGCUUCUAGGUGUUCCAGACAAAUAAACCAAGAAAGCUCAUGUUGUACUGUGUAAGAAGAUCUAUAGCCAAUGGUGUGCAUGGUAUUUUAAAGCAUCUACUUAAUUUUUCUUUUCUUUUUUUUUUUUUUUUUUUUUUUUUUUUUUUUUGCUGUGAAAAUAAAAUAGCGAUCUGCUCAUUUACUGCAGAUCUGCAGAUUCCAGCUGAACCAUUCAGAGCUUUUGCCAGUGCACUACAUUAGCCCAUAGGACACCUUGCAGCUUCCAUGUAUAUAUUGUAGGUAAAGCACAACUGAAGUAAUCCCAAAUGUAACCCAGCUGUAAUAAGCUUCUUUCGCACCUUUGAGCUUUCCACUGGUCAGUUUUUUUAAUGGGAACUCAAAUACAAAAUGAAUUAUAUGAACACUGAUUACAAAGCACAAAGAGAACAUUUCUUCACAGGAUUUGCCAAUGGUUUUGGUAAAAAAAGAAAUAUCAUUUUACUCUUAUUUAAUUGUAGAUGCUGAAUUAUCUGUGCAUGUGGGGGUAAACAUACAGGCUCACUUCUGUAAUAGUGCAACGGAUUUUGUAUUAAAAAUAAAUGUGGUUUUAAAAUUUCA